AUGAUGACAGAAAUGAUGGUAGAGGAUCGACCUCUUUUACCUAUGACAAUCGAUGAACAACCAGAUAAUACACGACUUCCAUCAAGAAGUAAGAGAAAUCGAGGUCAAAAAACUAAUCUGCAAAAAAAACCGAUUUCAUCUACAAACUUCUACAUGGGUUUGACAGUGAUCGUCGUAAUAAUGAUCGCCACGGGCGGAUUCAUCAUAAAAUCGGAAACAGAUCAGAAGUAUACCACAUCAAGAAGAAAAAUCGGCGUGAUUCACAAAUUGGAUAAAUCUCUCACUGAACCUUCAAAACUUCCCAACUGUAGUAGAACUUUUGUUUAUCAAUUCAUUAGCCCAUUUGGAUUAGGAUCAGAAUUGGGUCUCUAUAGCAUGGCGGCGGUCGCUGCUUCAGCUUCCAAUUACACAAUGGUCCUAGAUGAUUCUAAAUGGGUAUAUGGAAGACUAAGUGACUAUUUCGAUAUACCACCACUACCGUGUCGACCACCCUCGAAAGAGACCCCACGUACCGAGUAUAAGAACCUAGGUUCAAAUCAAUCAGAUCAUGUCUACGGGAAUUGGGAUCGCCGUCAAGGAUAUACUGAAUAUGUACUAGGGCUUCUCAAUAAACGUGCAGUUGAUGCACAUUCCGUUUGGAACUUGAUGAAUCAUCGAGAAGAAAGAACCGUCUUACCAGCCACGCAAAACUUACAUUACUCACUAAAAUCAUUAUUUGAUGCAAAAUCAGAAGCGUUUCAACAUAUUUGGAGACCUAAUCAGAUGAUUUUAGACGAAAUAAAAGUUAUGAAGAAAAACCUUCAUGAUAGAAUGAUAGAAUCAAUCUCUUCAGAAACUCAAAGAAGGAUUGCUAAAUCGUCAAUCAAGAACUUUGAUCCAGAUGACCGUAUGGCAAAGAAAUUGAUAUCAGUUCAUUUCAGAUUGGGAGACAAGAAGGCAGAAGUAGAACGUAUGAAUCCUGCUGGCGUCAUAGGUUAUCAGAUCAUUCGUACCUAA
Molecule: messenger RNA, 996 nt
Organism: Melampsora larici-populina 98AG31
Lineage: Eukaryota; Fungi; Basidiomycota; Pucciniomycetes; Pucciniales; Melampsoraceae
Exons: 7
Coding region: 1-996 (331 amino acids)
Biological process (GO): protein N-linked glycosylation
Molecular function (GO): alpha-(1->6)-fucosyltransferase activity
Source: RefSeq, a predicted model, not a curated record